Molecule: messenger RNA, 177 nt
Organism: Dictyostelium purpureum
Lineage: Eukaryota; Evosea; Eumycetozoa; Dictyosteliales; Dictyosteliaceae
Exons: 1
Biological process (GO): chromatin organization; negative regulation of transcription by RNA polymerase II
Cellular component (GO): pericentric heterochromatin
Molecular function (GO): chromatin binding
Source: RefSeq, a predicted model, not a curated record
UAUUACGUAGAGAAGAUUCUUUCAAAACGUAUUCGUGGAGGUAUUAAAGAAUAUCUUAUCAAAUGGGAGGGAUAUGAUGUUAAAGAGGCAACCUGGGAGGCCGAAAGUGAUUGUUUUUGUACAGAUUUGAUUGAAGAAUUUGAAGAAAGCCAAGAAUCAAAAAAUAAAAAUAAAUAA